CAAUAUUAUAACGUUUCGUAACAAGAAAAAGAAACACUAAUUGUCCGUGCUUGAUAUUACAUAUAUAAUUAAAUAAUAGGAUAACGAAUAUUUUUUUACGUAUUCUGUUGCCGAAUAGCUGUAUAAAUGAAUAUUCAGUUGUCAGUUUAUUUCCUACCUUGCCUAAGGUGAUGACUAGUGGUAAGAACCAGAUCAACUGAACGAGUGACAGAGGCCAUCUAACCACGUUUGAUAUUGUGUUCUCGCCACCGGUAAAAGGAUGAGGUUUACAGUUUGGUUCCUGUCAGCUGUCGAUAUUGCCCUCAUUUGCUAUGUAGAUGCUGUCGAUAGAAUGAAUUUCAAGUCCUGUCAACAAAGCAGUUUUUGCCGGAGGUGCCGAGGUGUUCAACCUGGAAAAUCAAGUUAUGAACUUCAUCUAAAUACAUUGAAAGUUGAACCAUCAAGCAUUGAAGCUGAAAUGGUUAAUACUGAGAAUGGUGCUAGAUUUCGUUUUCAGCUCUUUGCACUUCAAGAUGGAACAUUUAGGAUGAAGAUAAAUGAAUGGGCUCCUCUUAAACCUCGAUAUGAAGUACAGUAUGCUCUUCAGGGUGAACCAUUGUUGAAUAAGUUGAAAGUCAUAGAGAGGACAGCUGAACUUGUUUCCGUUGAAGCUGGAGCAAAUAAAGUUACUGUUCAUGCUAUUCCAUUUCAUGUAGAUUUAUUCUCUGGAGAUGAACUUGUGAUUUCUGUGAAUGCCAGGGGACUUAUGAGAUUUGAACAUAUGCGCCUGAAACCAGAACAAAGUGAAGGUGGAGAAAAGACUGAGGGUGAAGAUGGUCCACACCAUGAUGACACUGUUUCUGAUCCUGGAGCAUGGGAAGAAAAUUUUAAGUCUCACCAUGACACAAAACCAAAUGGUCCCACAGCUGUGGCAUUAGAUUUCUCAUUUAUUGGUGCUCAUUAUGCAUAUGGCAUACCAGAACAUGCAGAUUCCUUUGCUCUUAAAUCAACAAAGAAUAUGGAUCCAUAUCGACUGUACAACCUGGACGUGUUUGAGUAUGAGCUAAAUAAUGCAAUGGCUUUGUAUGGUUCAGUACCUGUUCUUAUAGCACAUGGGAGUACCCACACCGUUGGUAUGUUUUGGUUGAAUGCAGCUGAAACCUGGGUAGAUAUUUUGGGUACAGCUGACCAAAAUGUUGUUUCUUCAAUAGUGAACUUUGUGUCAGGAUCAGCCACUCCACCACAGGUUGAUUCUCACUUUAUGUCUGAGAGUGGCAUCAUAGAUACAUUCUUCAUGCUUGGUCCAAAACCAAAGGAUGUGUUCCGACAAUACACAAAGCUGACUGGAACUGCUCCGUUACCUCAGUAUUUUGCUUUGGCACAUCACCAGUGUCGCUGGAAUUACAAUGACCAGGAUGAUGUGAGAAAUGUUGAUAACAAAAUGGAUGAAUAUGAUAUUCCUAAUGAUGUUAUGUGGCUGGAUAUUGAGCAUACAGACAGUAAGAAGUACUUCACGUGGGAUCCAAUUAAAUUUUCUCAGGCCACAGAAAUGAUUAAUAAUUUAACAGCUAAGGGUAGAAAAUUGGUGACUAUAGUUGAUCCCCAUAUUAAAAGAGACAGUAAUUAUUUCCUCCAUAAUGAUGCAGAAAACAAUGACUACUAUGUGAAAACAAAAGAUGGAAAAGUUUUUGAAGGUUGGUGCUGGCCAGGGUCAUCAAGUUACUUGGAUCUUUUGAACCCAGAAGUUCGCAGUUACCUUUCUUCACAAUAUUUGUUGCAAAAUUACCAUGGUUCAACAUUAGACUUGUACAUAUGGAAUGACAUGAAUGAACCAUCAGUUUUUAAUGGACCAGAGGUUACAAUGCAUAAAGACUGUCUGCAUUAUGGAGGCUGGGAACAUCGUGAUAUUCACAAUAUUUAUGGUUUGCUUCAUACGAUAUCAACAUAUGAAGGCUUACUGCAGCGGUCAGGUGGUAAACUCCGACCUUUUAUUCUGACACGAUCUCAUUAUGCAGGCUCGCAGCGUUACACUUCUGUGUGGACUGGAGAUAACACAGCAGAAUGGGGUCAUCUCCAGAUCACUAUUCCCAUGUGCCUGUCACUGUCUGUGGCAGGCAUCUCAUUUUGUGGAGCAGAUGUGGGUGGAUUUUUUAAAAGUCCAGAUGCUGAACUGUUUGUCAGAUGGUACCAGGCUGCAGCUUUUCAACCAUUCUUCAGAACACAUUCCCAUAUCGAUACCAAGAGGCGUGAACCAUGGCUGUUUGAUGAGCAUACAUUAUCAUUUAUAAGAGAUGCUAUACGCAAACGGUAUUCAUUCCUACCUUUGUGGUACACAUUAUUUUUUGAACAUGAACAAGGUGGUGCUCCUGUGAUGCGUCCUUUGUGGGCUGAAUAUCCUUCAGAAGUGCCUACAUUUGCCUUGGAUGAUGAAUACUUGUUGGGUGACAAGUUGCUUGUACAUCCUGUGGUGCAUCCAGGAGUGUCGGAUGUAAGCAUUUACUUCCCUGGACCUCAGGAUGUUUGGUAUGACAUAGACACCCACAGGAAAAUUCAAGGAGGGGGCACAGUUAAAAUACCUGUAACAAUUAGCAAGAUUCCAGUAUUCCAAAAAGGUGGAACCAUUAUUUCAAAGAAAGAAAGGAUUCGGAGAUCAUCUUCACUCACACAUCAUGAUCCUUAUACUCUCUUUGUGGCAGUAGACAGAAAUGGGUCUGCAUCAGGUACAUUAUACAUUGAUGAUGGCCAGAGUUUUGACUACAGAAAACAGAAGUAUUUAUAUUUAUCCCUGGAAUUUAAUGGGAACAAAUUAAGCUCAAGAUACCUCGAUGCUGCAUGGUAUCCUUCUAGAUCCUGGCUGGAAAGAGUUGUGAUUUUGGGUUUGCCACCAGGAGUGACCAAUGCACAAGUGGAGAGUAAAAGUGGGGGCAGAGUGACUGUGGAAACAAUGUAUAAUAGUGAAACACAAAGUCUUACUGUGAGGAAACCUGCUGACCUUCACCCUCAAACCACCCACUUCAAGAACUGCAUCUAUGCCCCCAUUUACACCGGAACUGUUGCAAACUAUUUAUACAACCUUUGCUGAUGUCAAACCUAAAACAGUAAAUGUAAGUUUGUUGGUUUUAAUUAAUAUGAGAAUGAUGUGCUUAUGUAACUCAAAAGGUAUGGAGAAUUGAAGUUGUGGGAAUUUUCACCUGCUGUUAAUAAAGUUAGAGAAGUAAGACAAAUACUCAUAUACAUUUGAGAUCACUUAUAUAAAAUUUCUGUGCUUUAUUCGGAUAGCCAUAGAAUUCUGCAUCUUUCACAUAUCUGUAAAAGUUUGUUCAUGUUAUUCACUGCUGUGUAGGUAUCUUUCAACAACACAAAAAUCUGCCCACACCUGAAUAUGGCACUCACUAGAUCGAAACAUGAAGUGAACAAAAUGAAAG
Messenger RNA from Zootermopsis nevadensis, 3404 nucleotides. It is a transcript of the gene GCS2alpha, whose product is annotated as glucosidase 2 subunit alpha. NCBI's taxonomy places the organism in Eukaryota, Metazoa, Arthropoda, Insecta, Blattodea, Termopsidae. Gene Ontology annotation, molecular function: alpha-glucosidase activity; carbohydrate binding. Gene Ontology annotation, biological process: N-glycan processing; carbohydrate metabolic process. The record is from RefSeq and is a predicted model, not a curated record.